This is a messenger RNA of Ricinus communis (castor bean), 2386 nucleotides long. Its product is annotated as LEAF RUST 10 DISEASE-RESISTANCE LOCUS RECEPTOR-LIKE PROTEIN KINASE-like 2.1. Gene Ontology annotation, molecular function: polysaccharide binding; ATP binding; protein kinase activity. The transcript has 3 exons. Lineage: Eukaryota; Viridiplantae; Streptophyta; Magnoliopsida; Malpighiales; Euphorbiaceae. Gene Ontology annotation, biological process: protein phosphorylation. Bases 130 to 2082 code for a protein of 650 amino acids. The record is from RefSeq and is a predicted model, not a curated record.
AAUAAGGCUCAACAGGAAACUUCUCAUUUUAGACUAGUCAUGCUAAUCAUAGUCGACUAACUUCCCCCUGCUCCGCAAAAGUAUCUGAACUUCAUAUCAACAUCAUUAUCUCUUCUUUUCUUCCUCCAAAUGCAGCCCCAUUCCCCCCAAUCCAUGUCCUUGUUUUUUCUUUUCAUAGCAAUAAUCCUCGUCCCUGAUUCAACACCUGUAUAUGCCCAAAUUGACAUGAAUUGUAGCCAGAAGUUUGAGUGCGGUAACAUUACAGAUAUUGGAUAUCCUUUCUGGGGAUCAAAUCGACCUCAGUAUUGUGGGCAUCCCGAAUUUGAGCUUAAUUGCACCGGCCAAACUGCAGUCAUCACGAUAGAGGAAUUGACUUACCAAGUGCUCGAAAUCAAUAGCGAGGAAAAGACUCUUAAGGUUGCUAGAACAGAUUACAUAGAUAACAUCUGUCCUAGCAAUCCUGUCAGUACCACUUUGAAUUUCAACUAUUUCAGUUACACUUCGGAUAUUCAGAAUAUAACGUUGUACUACGGUUGUCCCCAAUCAAAUCCAAUGCCAACACUUCAAGAUUUUACCAAUCAGUUUUCUUGUAACGACAGCAACGGUUUCUUUGUGACAAGGAACCUGAGUAACUUGACUGCUGCCCUAAUGACCUACUUCCGAACGUGCGACGUCGAGGUAAUUGUUCCGGCAAACCAAUCAGCUGCUCAAUCAUUAGAGAACAGGCCAAAUCAGGAGAAUUUGGUAAUAGCUCUGGAGCAAGGUUUUGGGUUAGAGUGGAGAGAAAAUUCCACCUGUGAAACGUGUAAUAUAUCGGGUGGACAGUGUGGUUCAAACUCGACUGAUCCUAGUCUAUUUGCUUGUUAUUGCACUAAUGGUCCUGAUCCAUUCAGUUGUGGAAGAUCCCAAUCAUCAGGGAAAAAGCCUAAUAUUCGACUUAUACUUGGAAUAGGACUUGGCGCAGCAGCUGCAGUUCUAACUAUUUGUCUCGGAAUCUACUACUGUUUCACUAGAAGAGUGAGAUUUUUAAGUGACACUAGGUGGAAAAAUGUGAAAAAAGAUGAAAAGAUAGAAAAUUUCAUUCUAAAUUAUCAGUCUUUUAUGCCAAAGCGAUAUUCAUAUUCAGAUAUACAAAGAAUGACCAACUCAUUCAAUCACAAAUUAGGCCAAGGGGGAUUUGGAGGUGUGUAUAAGGGAAAAUUAUUAGAUGGCCGCGUCGUGGCAGUAAAAGUUUUAAGCAAGUCCACAGGUGAUGGAGAAGAAUUCAUCAAUGAAGUAGCAAGUAUUAGUAGAACUUCUCAUAUAAAUGUAGUUACCCUUUUGGGAUUUUGCUAUGAGAGAAGUAAACGAGCUUUGAUCUAUGAAUAUAUGCCUAAUGGAUCUUUAGAUAAGUUCAUAUAUGAUCAAGGAUCUCAGGGUGUCAAUAAACAUCUAGAUUGGAAAACAUUAUAUGAUAUUACAGUUGGCAUUGCUAGAGGUUUAGAGUACUUGCAUCGCGGUUGCAAUACAAGGAUUGUGCAUUUUGACAUAAAACCGCACAAUAUUCUUCUAGACAAAGAUUUUUGUCCUAAAGUCUCUGAUUUCGGCCUUGCAAAGCUAUGCAAGGGAAAAGAAAGUAUAAUCACAAUGUUGGGUGCAAGAGGGACUAUUGGGUAUAUAGCUCCGGAAAUAUUCAUUAGGAACUUUGGAGGUGUUUCUUACAAGUCUGAUGUGUAUAGCUACGGUAUGAUGAUUCUAGAAAUUUGUGGAGGAAGAAACAAGAGUGAUGUUGGAGUAUCUCACAGCGGCGAAGUGUAUUUUCCAGAAUGUAUUUAUAAGUAUAUCGAGUCUGAACAGGUUUCUACACUUCAUGAGAAAAUAACAGACGAGGAAGGAGAGAUGGUGAGAAGGCUAACCAUAGUAGGCCUGUGGUGCAUUCAAACCAACCCAUCAGAUAGACCAUCAAUGACAAAAGUGGUGGAGAUGUUGGAAGGUAGUAGCCUUGAAUCCUUGCAAAUUCCACCAAAGCCUUCCCUAUUCGCCCCAACCACGCCACAACAUUACUCAUCCACAUUAUCAUCAGCACCAGUCACAAAGGGAUGAAGAGAAGGUCUCAUCAGAACUGGAAGUAGCAAACAGUUCAAAUUUUGUUGCCAGUAAUUUAUAACUUGGUCAGUAUUUUCAGUACAACAUCUGUAGUUGGUGGUGGUUAAAAAUGGGAGGCAUCAAUUGAUUUAAAAUAAAAGCUGUAAACAGUGAUCUGCGAUAUUGUAUCAAUGUUAUCAGUAUUUUCAAAGUUUGAACAAGAAGAAAAACUGAAAAGCUCAUGUAAAAACUCAAGCUCUUAAGAUCAAGUACUAGAAACUUUUAAAUGUUACUGUAUUUAAUAAAAUCAGAAGUUUGCAUC